AUGAACUUGAUGGGCCUAAGCAGAAGUUUUUCAGACCACAAUCCCCUGCUUCUGGUAUUGGAAGUGUGCAAUGCUUGGGGCCCAAAACCCUUCAGAUGUUAUGAUGCCUGGUUCCUGCACCCGAAUUUCAAAAAUUUCAUCAUCGAUGAAUGGCAUAGAAUCCCUAAUGUACCACUACACACCAAGUUAAAGAUUCUGAAAACCCCGCUAAGAACUUGGCGUAGGGAGAACUUUGAUCACAUGGACAAUAAAAUUGCAGAUCUCGAAACGGUCAUACAUGACCUUGAAAGGAAAAGUGAUGGUACAAGGCUCGACAAUUUGGAAGUGGCUAGACUUAAUGCUGCAAACAGUGUCCUCAACCAAUGGCUCAUCAGAAGGGAGAGAAUUUGGAGACAAAGAGCUCGAACAUAUGGCUUCAAAGUAAAAGAUCACAACACAAAGUUCUUUCAUGCUGCUACAAUGUACAAACAGAAAAAGAAAGAAAUCAACCAAAUAAAAAUCAAUGGCAGGAGAAUAGUUGGCAUACAAAAUCUCAAACAAGAAGUCAGGAGUUUCUUUGAGAAACGCUUCGCUCAGGAAGUGACCCCGGAUUUUGAUUUCAGCAUGGAAAACCACCCCAAAAUUUCAGAAACACAGGCACAGAACCUUGAAACAAUCCCGUCACCUGAAGAAAUCGAAAAAGCAGUGUGGGCAUGUGGAGUAGACAAGGCUCCUGGUUUCGAUGGUUUCAACUUCAAAUUCAUUAGGUACAAGGCUCGACAAUUUGGAAGUGGCUAG
Molecule: messenger RNA, 777 nt
Organism: Amaranthus tricolor (Joseph's coat)
Lineage: Eukaryota; Viridiplantae; Streptophyta; Magnoliopsida; Caryophyllales; Amaranthaceae
Exons: 1
Coding region: 1-777 (258 amino acids)
Source: RefSeq, a predicted model, not a curated record